GUGCGGUCGCUAUGCAGGUCUACUCGGAAAACUCCGACGGCACCAUCCUAUGGAAUGCUUCACUGGUGCUGCGCAACUACCUACAGAAGAAGCAGAGUGAGUUCUCAGGACGGAGAGUGUUGGAGCUCGGAGCAGGACUGGGUCACCUGUCCCUUGCGAUCAGCAGGAUGGGCGCGCAUGUCACAUCGACGGAAGCUCGUUGUAGAGUGGAAGAGGCUGCGACAGCGAGCGGCAGCUGCAGGUGCUGGGGGUGUGUCAAUCAACUGAGGAGGAGCGUGAAGAAGAACCUUGCGCUGGAGCAAGACGUGUCGCUGAACGAGUGGAACGAUGUUGGAUGUGAAGGGAUGGAGGGGAAAGGCUCAAUCAGGGUUGUUGAGCUCCAGUGGGGAGAGGAGGCGAAAGAUCGCUGGGGGCCUCUGAAGCAGGAAUCCGAAACAGAGGAUGGGAAAUUCGACUACAUCAUAAUGUCUGAAGUGAUUUACAAUCAGUCAUCUGACUCCUUGUAUGACGAUGAUUUCCAUGACAAUCUGAUAUGGACGAUCUUGCAGUUUGUAAAACCCGGGACGAUCAUUUACAACGUGUUUGUUGACCGACCUUUCUCGUUCAUGUUCUUUGCCAAGAUCGAUGAACUUCCUGGGAAGCCGUUCAAGGUGGAGGUUGUCGAUGAGAAGGAGUACGAGUGCCUGGUAUGGACUUGUUACUUCCUGUGUCCUGUCUUCUGACCGCCGUACAAGCUGAAAGAUGACGAUGAUGCCAAGCUGUACAUGCACAAGUUAUGUUAUUCCGGCUGAACGGUUGAGACCGCUG
This is a messenger RNA of Guillardia theta CCMP2712, 807 nucleotides long. RefSeq lists its product as hypothetical. The record is from RefSeq and is a predicted model, not a curated record. The transcript has 7 exons. Lineage: Eukaryota; Cryptophyceae; Pyrenomonadales; Geminigeraceae. The coding region runs from base 12 to 722 and encodes 236 amino acids.